This is a messenger RNA of Nelumbo nucifera (sacred lotus), 1164 nucleotides long. RefSeq names its product MAPK kinase substrate protein At1g80180. The record is from RefSeq and is a predicted model, not a curated record. NCBI's taxonomy places the organism in Eukaryota, Viridiplantae, Streptophyta, Magnoliopsida, Proteales, Nelumbonaceae.
CCUUUCUCUCUCUCUCUCUCUCUCUCCCCACCUCUAUAUAUAUUAUGUACAGCCAAGUCUAAACGAUAAGCAUGUGGAUUUAAGAUUCAAAUUUUCAUCAGAGAAGGAGAGAGAGAGAGAGAAGAGUAUGGCUGGUCUGCAGAGGUCUACAAUUUCUUUCAGAAGGCAAGGUUCAUCAGGCCUGGUAUGGGAGGACAGGUUCUUGUCAGGGGACUUGAAUCAAAUGAAGCAAAAGGAAGAGGAAGCAGGCGUAGAAACAAGAGAGCUGACUAGAAGCAAGAGCGUCGGAUCAACCGCGACGAUGGAACGUAGCAGGUCCAACGGAGGACGGGGUUACCGGACUGGAAAGGUGUCUCCGGCCAUCGACCCACCUUCCCCCAAGGUGUCUGCCUGCGGUUUCUGUUGCGCUUUCAAAAAACCAGCGAAUACCCGUCGACCCAAAUCGAGCUGAGAAGAUGGACCCUUCAAACAACCUAUCAUACUCAUGAAAAGGCAAGAUGCCAGGAGGAAGCCGACUUGUGCAUCGAACUGGGGACCCUGGUUGUUGGGCCGUCCGUGGAUCGGGUCAACUUGGCACCCAAAUUGACUGCAAUUCUGAAUUCUCUCAUUCUCUGUAAAUUCAUUUUGUUUAUGUCUUGCGGGUUUGGGAUCGGACCCGGGCUGACCCAGAAGAACACCUAUGGUCCACUUGGGCUACUUUAGAGGGCUGCAACAGCUCAUUGUGCUAAAAAAGGGGCCCAUUCAAACCUAACAAGCCUACCCCAUUCAACCUGACUUUACUAGUUUCACAUUAAGUGUGGGUUGACCCGUUUAAAUCCGAGUGUAUGGUAUGGAGUGUGGAAAGCUUGGUUGAGUGCCCGUUCGAGAGGGCUUUCACGCGGCGGCUUUUGGAUUUUGCGAUGCUGGGCCCAUCCAGACAGCCUGUGGCGAAAACCUAAAGUCAAAUUAGCUGUUUUUCAGCCAAAAAUGGCUUUCUCUUUCUCUUGAAGGUGAAUUCUUCAAAGCAACUCAACCAAAGAUUCAACCUUCCCAAACGACGGGCUCUGGUUGCCCCUUGACUUGCUUCAGUCCAAGCAAUAAUUAGACGAUAGCAAGUAGAGGUAAGUAUGUGUCAAUUCAGUUUGGAAUCAAAAUUAAGAUUGGUUUUAAACUCUAUCCAUAGAA